AUGGAAGAAGCUGCAGAGUAUCGAAUGUGGGCGAAGAGGAAGCAUGGUUUGAACCCUUUAUACAAUAAUAAUUCAUGGGAAGAACAAGCUUUCGCGGAAGAUGCAGCGGGUGGUGCUCUAGGAGGGUGCGUAUGGCCUCCACGUUCAUAUUCUUGCAGCUUUUGCAGAAGGGAAUUCAGGUCAGCACAAGCUUUAGGGGGUCAUAUGAAUGUCCACAGGAGAGAUAGAGCUAGGCUAAAGCAGUCUCCACCUUCCUUCAAUGAAACCCUCCAUCAUAACCAUCAAAAUCAUCAUCACAACCCCAUCCAGAAUAAUAAUUCCUUUACAUCUUCUUUGGGUAUUCAUCAGUACCCAUCUCAGGUUUGUACUUUGGUUUAUAACCCUAACCCUAAUUCUCCUGAUCAUCAUCAUCAUCAUCCUGGUAUUGUGGCAUGUCCAUCCUCAUCAUCAUCUAGGGUUUCGGCUCCACCAAAUAUUAUCCGUCUUCAUUCUUCUUCUAUUGUCCAAGAACACCAAAAGAGCUCCCCUAAUAUUUCUCCCCCUCCAUUGUGGUCAAAUUUGGUUGCGGACAAAUACUUUUGCAAUAUUUCCGAUCUGAAAACCGAGGAAGAGAAAAAUUCAAGAAUUCUAGAAUCAGGGUGUAGGGCUAAGGGGGAUUAUGUGACACCUGAUUUGUCUGUGAGCUUGAAUUUAGUUGUCUGUCGAAGUCAUCAUAAUGUUUCAGGUGGUAAGGAGGAGAGUACUGGCAGUUGCAAGAGAAGGAGAAGUGAUGCAUCACCGUUACCUUUCUUCCCAAAGCCAAGAUCAGUUGAUGAUCAUAGCCAACAUGACCUCCAAUCAAAGGUACUUGAAAUAAGCCCCAACUCUAUAGAGGACUUAGAUCUUGAGCUCAGGCUUGGCGAUCGACCUCAGGAAAGGUACAAGUGUUGAACCUCUCAGUGUUAAAAAUGAAGGAACUUCUUCUCUGUUGCUUGAUUUCCCCCACCUUUUGCUUUUCCGUUUUCCCUUUGAUAUAGAGGUCAAGGCCUCUUUUGCUUGGAGUUUGAC
Corylus avellana is the source of this 1047-nucleotide messenger RNA. Its product is annotated as zinc finger protein 10-like. The record is from RefSeq and is a predicted model, not a curated record. NCBI's taxonomy places the organism in Eukaryota, Viridiplantae, Streptophyta, Magnoliopsida, Fagales, Betulaceae.